This is a messenger RNA of Cicer arietinum (chickpea), 1523 nucleotides long. RefSeq lists its product as uncharacterized. The record is from RefSeq and is a predicted model, not a curated record. NCBI's taxonomy places the organism in Eukaryota, Viridiplantae, Streptophyta, Magnoliopsida, Fabales, Fabaceae.
UGUUCUUUUGAGAAAAAAAUUGUUGUCAACUUUUGUAUAUUGAGUUUUUGUAAGUGACUUAUAUUUGGUAGUUAAUAAAAGUAUAAAACAUAGGAAGCAGCAAAAUCAUUAUCAAAAUUAAGUACAUAAUGGAUUAUGUUGAGUUUAAUGCAGUGCCAUGUUGGGGGGUCAGAUAUGUUUGUCACAUGCAUUCAGCAAUUUCAAGACUUUAACUUAGUAAUAUAAUGUUGAUGGAAAACAACCAACUUUGCUACCUUCAAGAGAAUCAAUUUCAUAUAGCAACAAAAGUUUUGGGUCAGAAAAAAAAAAUAUAGCAACAUUUGGUUUGAAGUUACAAUAAUUUGCUUUGAGGCUUAAGUUGUGAAAUGAGAUUUUUCUUCACAUUGAUGAGUUCUUGCAAGUCAAUGAUUAUGAUGAAGGCAAAUAAGCAGCAUUUCUAUUCCAAGAUGUGUUUCAAUUUAAGCACUUUUCUACCUAUCAUGCUGUUUUUUGUCCUCUUGUCAUUUUUCUUUUCAAAUUCUAAAUCCUUCACUUUCCUUCUUGCAAUAUCUAUUGUUGUUCUGUUUUUUGUGUUUCUUGUCACUUUGAAGAAGAAAAAAGGGUCUAAAAAUGAAAGUCUAGUUCAAAAUAAGUUGCAUGAAGAGGAGCUAUUUGAUGCUAGUGAGAGUGAUUUUGAUCAACAAAGUGAAACUGCUGAGAAUCAUGAGGAGCAAGAUGAAGCACAGUUAGAUUAUUCAUUUCCAUUGGAUAGUAAAAGUAGAAACUUCUAUGUCAUGGAUGAAACUUUUGAGUUCAAUGUUCAUAAGCAUAUGCAACAAGAUGUUUUGAUAUCAGAUUCUUCACUUUCAUUAGAUAGUGAAAAAUGUUGUGGCUUAAUCAUGGAUGAAACUUUUGAGAUUGAUCACAAUAGAUAUCAAAAUGUGAGGAAUCAUGAUAGGUUAGUUUCUCAGAGUGAUUUGCAGUAUUCCUCAACACAAGAUCUAACAACUUCUGAUGAUGACGACGGCGAUGAUUAUGAUUACGAUGAUGAUGAGGAGGAGGAUGAUGAUGAUAGCCUUAUUGAAAUUCAUCUUCCAAGCAGGAACUUGUCUAACUUAGAUGAAGAAUCUAAGCAAAACUUGGAAUCCAAGUUUCUAGAAGAAUCUAUUUUGAAGCAGCAAAGUCUCAUACAGAUUUUAGAAGAAAUUAAUGAUAUGAAUGAGGAUGAAAACUUAAUUGAAAUUGAUAUUUCCAUGAGAUCCUCCAAGUCCAAUGGUCAAGAUUUCAAAUGAAGAAAUCAAUAUGUUCUUAAGGAUUGAUCCUUAUUUUUACAAGUUUUAUGUUUAGGAAGCUAAUUAUAUUGAGAAGUUAGCAUCUUUAGGCCCUAUUUUGUUAUCUUGAAGUUGAGGAAGAUUUUGUGCUUGGUUAUUAUGUUAACAUUUUGGUUAAAAGGCCUUGGCUAUAGUGACAUGAUUAUGUGUUCCUUGCUUAGCAUUUUUAUGUAUUUUCACAUCCAAAUUAAACUAUGAGGUGCUUUUGUGAAA